Molecule: messenger RNA, 1773 nt
Organism: Lodderomyces pseudojiufengensis
Lineage: Eukaryota; Fungi; Ascomycota; Pichiomycetes; Serinales; Debaryomycetaceae
Gene: CDC20
Product: ubiquitin-protein transferase activating protein
Exons: 1
Coding region: 1-1773 (590 amino acids)
Biological process (GO): positive regulation of anaphase-promoting complex-dependent catabolic process; anaphase-promoting complex-dependent catabolic process; positive regulation of ubiquitin protein ligase activity
Cellular component (GO): anaphase-promoting complex
Molecular function (GO): protein binding; anaphase-promoting complex binding; ubiquitin ligase activator activity
Source: RefSeq, a predicted model, not a curated record
AUGUCAAUCUCGUCGAUUUCACCAAAUAGACAGAUGCAUAACGAAAAUCAUGAAUCUUCAAAAAGUAUUGAAAAAAGAUUUAUAAGUAAUCCUCAACAAAUAUCUGAACCUUUAUUAUCACCAAAUAAAAGGCAAUUUUUAAAACAAAUGAGUCCUAACAUCACCAAGAAAUAUAAAACUUUUUCAAAUGAAUUAAUAUCAAAACCUCCAAAUUUAAAAGAAUCAAAAUUUCAAAGACCUCAAUUACCAGCUUCUUUAAAACCUUCAUUAGAUAAAAGAUCAAAAACUACUUUAGAAUCACCAACUACUACUAGUAGUAGUACCACUAACAGCUCAAACAACAACAACAAUUCAUUACCAUUUAAUCUACGUCGAUCUAAUUCAUUAAUAAAUAGAUCAACAAAUACUGAAUCAUCAAUUCCUGAUAGAUUUAUUCCUUCUCGACAUAAUUCAACUACUGGUAAAUUAGAUUCUUCCGUUCCUCAACCUGCUCCAAAUGCUUCACCUGAAACUCAUAUAAAAGCUCAAACAUCAAUUAUAUAUCAACAUCAUGUUGCUGAAGCUUGUGGAUUAGAAAUGAAUUCAAGAAUUUUAUUAUAUCAACCUGCACCACCAGAAAGUAAAAAAUCAAUAAAUUUAAUAUCAUCACAAUUUAAAAAUCAAAAUCAACAAUCAAAAUUAAAAUUAAAUAAUGGUAAAAAUUCACUACCUCCAUCUAUUGCAUCAGCAAGAGCUAAAAAAAUUCCUUCAGCUCCAGAAAGAGUAUUAGAUGCUCCUGGUAUAGUUGAUGAUUUUUAUUUAAAUUUAUUAGCUUGGUCACUGUAUAAUUUAUUAGCUAUUGGAUUAGAAGAUACUGUAUAUGUUUGGAAUGCAUCAACUGGAUCAGUUGGUUUAUUAUGUGAAUUACCAGAAAAAAAAAUUGUUACAUCAUUAAAAUGGUCACAAGAUGGUUCAUAUGUUUCAAUUGGAAAAGAUGAUGGAUUAAUUGAAAUUUGGGAUAUUGAAAAAAAUAUUAAAUUAAGAACUUUAAAUUGUGAUAAUCAUUUAACAAGAAUUGCUUCACAAGCUUGGAAUCAACAUAUUUUAACAAGUGGUAGUAGAAUGGGGAAUUUAUAUCAUUCAGAUGUUAGAAUUUCUUCUCAUUUUAUAAAUAAAUUUGAGAAUUGUCAUUCUUCUGAAAUUUGUGGAAUUGAAUAUAAUCAAAAACAAUUUGUUACAGGAGGUAAUGAUAAUGUUAUAAAUAUAUUUGAUAUUAGAAAUAAUUCUCAACCUUUAUUUUCAAAAAAUAAUCAUAAAGCUGCUGUAAAAGCAUUAUCUUGGUGUCCUUAUCAAUCUAAUUUAUUAGCUACAGGAGGAGGAUCAACUGAUAAAACUAUAAAUUUUUGGAAUACAACAACAGGUUCAAGAGUAAAUACUAUAGAAACUGGUUCACAAAUUUCUUCAUUAAAUUGGGGUUAUGCUAAUGGUACAGGAAUGGAAAUUGUUGCAACUCAUGGAUAUCCAACAAAUAAUAUAUCAUUAUUUAGUUAUCCAACUUUACAAAAAACUGGUGAAAUUACAAAUGCUCAUGAUACAAGAAUUUUAAAUGGUUGUUUAAGUCCUGAUAAUUUAACUUUAGCAACUGUUGCAGGUGAUGAAAAUUUAAAAUUUUGGUCAUUAUUUGAUUUAAAAAAUUCAAAGAAAAGAUAUAAUGAUGAAGAUGAUAUUGAUGAUUUGAAUAAUAAAGAUUCAAAUGAACCAAAAAGAGUUAAAAGAUUAAUAAAUCUUAGAUAA